AUACGUUCAGUAAAAAACGACCAAAACCCCCAAUCCACGCGCUCUCCUCCUCCUCCUCCUCCUCCUCGAUCGAACCCUCUCCAAUUUCGCUUCUCCGAUCCGCGCGGCGGCGAUGUGAUCGCCCUGCCCCCCUUCUCUCGGAGCUCCGGCGAAGGGAAGCGGCGCCGAGAGAUGUGAGCUCCGGGGGCGGGCGCAAAUGGCGUGGGACGCCGCGGCGGCGGCAGUGCCGGUGGUGGUAGCAGAGGCGCAGGGCGGGGUUAAGAAGGCAGCGGCGGCGGCGAGGAACUGGAUCCUGUUCGAUUCGAAUGGGGAGGGGACGAUUCUGGAUGUGGACAAGUACGCGAUCAUGCAUAGGGUCGAAAUAAACGCGCGGGAUCUCAGGAUUUUGGAUCCCUUACUAUCGUAUCCAUCCGCUAUACUGGGGCGCGAGACAGCAAUCGUGCUCAAUCUCGAGCAUAUCAAAGCGAUAAUUACUGCUGAAGAGGUGUUGCUUAGAGAUCCUACGGACGAGAAUGUUGUUCCAAUCGUGGAGGAGCUUCGGAGGCGCCUACCACCAGCUAGUAUUCUUCAGCAAGGGCAGGGUGAAGGGAAGGAGAACUUAACUAGCCAAAAUGAUGCAGAAGCUGGUGAGGAGGAUGAGUCUCCAUUUGAGUUCCGUGCCCUGGAGGUUUGUUUAGAAGCUAUUUGCAGUUUCCUUGAUGCUCGAACCACAGAGCUAGAGACUGCGGCCUACCCAGCUUUAGAUGAACUAACCUCCAAGAUUAGCAGCCGUAACUUGGACCGGGUGCGAAAGUUGAAGAGUGCUAUGACAAGGUUGACUGCUAGGGUUCAGAAGGUUAGAGAUGAGCUUGAACAACUACUGGACGAUGAUGAUGACAUGGCAGAUCUUUACUUGACAAGAAAAAUGACUGGUGCUUCCUCUCCUGUGAGUGGUUCUGUUGCACCCAUUUGGCUUCCCACAUCACCAACAAUUGGCUCAAAGAUAUCAAGGGCGAGCAGGGCAAGUGCAGCAACUAUACAUGGAAAUGAGAAUGACGUUGAGGAGCUCGAAAUGUUGCUUGAGGCAUACUUCAUGCAAAUUGAUGGCACGUUGAACAAACUGAACACAUUGCGUGAGUAUAUUGACGACACAGAGGAUUACAUUAAUAUCCAGGAUGAACAUAUUAUGAACUCAUGGCAAAUUCUUGCUAAUGCAGCUCGACAACCAUCGAAAUCAAUUGAUUCAGUUGGAGCUAUUCUUAAGUUCUGGGACAGUGUCCCUCUCGAUUUACUCAUUGGCCGCAGGUAUAUUUGGAAUGAAUAUACCAUACUCAUGGAAUCAAGACCAUGGAUAUAUUUAUAAAUGGGUGGUCCUUAUUUCUGGACUAGCGUCUGCCUUUGUGUUCAUCUUAAUUGUUGCAUAUGCUCGCCACAAGGGCCUCGUCGGAUCUUGAUUGCUUGAGAGGCACACACUCAGUUGAGGAACUAAAAUAUCAAUUGUUAUGUUCCCUACCACACAAAUAUUAUACCAUAAUUGACUUGCUCUUGUUCAGUCUCAUUUAGUCGCUAAUGAGACUUUGUGAUAAAAGUCAAUUAAUUGAUAAUCCAACAUGGAGACAUCGCCCAUGUGGCUCAUUGAUUGUAACUCAAAAUGUUUUAGGUUUUAUUAUGGAGGCAAAAAAAAAAAGAAAAAAAGUGUUGUCACAUUCAAUGAUGUUAAAGAAAAAAAAAAUCAUUGUCCAACAAAUUAUCAAAAGAAAACUUUUUUUAGCACUUGACAUGAACCGAGUGUAAUUAACGUGGAAAUAAUUGUUCUGCUUCUUGUUCA
This is a messenger RNA of Ananas comosus (pineapple), 1807 nucleotides long. Its product is annotated as magnesium transporter MRS2-I-like. The record is from RefSeq and is a predicted model, not a curated record. Gene Ontology annotation, biological process: magnesium ion transport; transmembrane transport. Gene Ontology annotation, molecular function: magnesium ion transmembrane transporter activity. Gene Ontology annotation, cellular component: membrane. Bases 197 to 1342 code for a protein of 381 amino acids. Lineage: Eukaryota; Viridiplantae; Streptophyta; Magnoliopsida; Poales; Bromeliaceae. The transcript is spliced from 11 exons.